AUGUGUAACCGCCAGUUCACGCUCACUUUACGUACAACGUACAACCGUCGCAGGGGUACACCGAGCACGCCUACCUCGAUAAUGCCCGCUGGGUGCAGGCGGCCGAAGGGCUGGUACCGCCCGAUGCGGUCGUCGGGGCUACGAAGGCGAAGUGACGUUCAUCGGGCGGGCGAAGCAUCGCGGCUCGAUCGUGCCGGGCCGGAUCGUACCCUCGAAGAAGGCGUGCUGCGUCGUGUGGGGUGGCGAGGAGCACACCAAUCCGACUACCAGGUGCUGUGCGGGUACGAGGGCCACUUCGUACACGUCGGUGGCGGCUACAUCCCGAACGGAGCGCUGCGGGGCGGUGUGUCCGAGCACGGCAAGCCGCUCUACAUUGGGCUGGUGCGCCUGGGAUCGACGACGGUCGUUGGCAAGGUGCAGCCGGAGCACUCCUGCUGCUACAUCGCGGUCGGUGGGGUCGAGAAAGCUUUCCGCGAGUACGAUGUUUACGUUCCACUGCCGGCUUUAAUCAACCAGUGCCUGGGCGCUGAAAGCGCAACGUUUUCACGUCCACCCUCCGGGAACAUGACAUGA
Molecule: messenger RNA, 573 nt
Organism: Anopheles merus
Lineage: Eukaryota; Metazoa; Arthropoda; Insecta; Diptera; Culicidae
Exons: 1
Coding region: 1-573 (190 amino acids)
Source: RefSeq, a predicted model, not a curated record